This is a messenger RNA of Paramecium sonneborni, 1052 nucleotides long. The record is from the annotation of a GenBank genome assembly. NCBI's taxonomy places the organism in Eukaryota, Ciliophora, Oligohymenophorea, Peniculida, Parameciidae.
AUGAUUUGGUCGGUAAUGAUUGUAUACCUAUUAAUAUUUUAAUUAAAAUGAUACUUAUAGAAAUGUGAUAUUAUAGGCUACAAUUUCCUGCAAGUCAAAUAGUUAAGAAUGCUAUCCAAAGAAUAACAGGUAAAUAAAUAUGAUCUAAAAUGAAUUAGAAAGAAAGAAUGUGAUGUGAAGACUACAUUUCUGUUUAGAGAUAGGAUUAUAAAUAAAGAUUAACUAUCGAGACUUACAAUAUGCUGGUUUAUGGAGUAAAGAGAGAUGUUGCAAUGUAAAGAUAAGUUGAUGAAGCAAUUAAGAAUUUGGAUUUAUUUAAAAGGUUAAUCUAGGGUAACAAAAAUGUUACUUGUUGAUUGAGAGAUUAUUCUCCAAUUGAGUUUAUGCUUAAACAGGUAUUUUAGAAAAUGAAGAGAUGGAAUAUGAAAAUGUGUUUAGGAAUGUAAAGAGAUGAAUUGCAUAAAAUAAUUGCUCCAGUUGAGAAAACAAAAAGUGAGAAAAAAAUGAAAAAGAAUUGGUGUUUCUUGACCAGUUACAAGGAAAUUCCAUCUAGAAAAAUGUUUAAAAUAUGAUAUGGAAACUUCAUAUUAUUUGAGACUCCCUUAUUUGGCUGACAGAUUGGGACAUCCAGAAUUUUUUGCUAAUUCUUUUUAAAGAUUAUUUAGAUUAGAAAGUGAUAUGUAUCAUCCUAUCUAUAAUGAUCAACCAUUUGUAUAACAUCAAUCUGCUGAUCCUGAUCCUACAUUAAACUUUGAAGAAGGAAAAGUAAUCUAGGAAAACAUAAGAUUACAAGAAUGACUUAAGGUUGUCUGGUGGUGCUUGGGUUUGUUGUGUGUUGCCUUAUAAAAUAAUAUACAAAAUCAAUUUAAUAUUCGGCCAUUAAAUUGAUGUUUCAUUUUAUCCUUAUUAUACAAUAUGAGAAUAAAUGUUCUGGCAGCUACUACUGCCUCUGCUUAUUUAUGGUAUUUCCAUCAUAUGUUUGGCAAAAACUAUGUUACUAAAGUUUAAUAUAGCAAAGAAUUGGAUCAUUCGAAAAAGAAAAAGCAUUUUGA